Molecule: messenger RNA, 4943 nt
Organism: Syngnathoides biaculeatus (alligator pipefish)
Lineage: Eukaryota; Metazoa; Chordata; Actinopteri; Syngnathiformes; Syngnathidae
Gene: arrdc1b
Product: arrestin domain containing 1b
Exons: 8
Coding region: 289-1605 (438 amino acids)
Biological process (GO): protein transport
Cellular component (GO): cytoplasm
Molecular function (GO): ubiquitin protein ligase binding; ubiquitin-like ligase-substrate adaptor activity
Source: RefSeq, a predicted model, not a curated record
CGUGAUCUCUUAUUAGAUUCUUUUGACUGUCAGAGUUUAUGGCACAGCUCUUUGCAGCUGGCUAUUUUUUUUUUUUUCUUGUUAUAUCACAUUAAAAUGUUGACUUGGGUUCGUGAAAUUAAAUGUCGGUCACCCGAAACCAGCAUGCAGUAGAGUACAUGUUGAGCGUCAGAAAAGUCAGUUUGACCCUCCCAUGGCAGUCAGCGUCCCGUUUAGUGAGUUGACGUCAGUUCUCAAGUCGAGCAGGCGUCGCGUCUUCGUGCAACGCGACCGAGUAGUGCAGUAGGCAUGGGGAAGCUACAAGAAUUUGACAUCACUUUCGCCAACAAUAAGGUGGUUUACAGCCCGGGAGAGUCUAUCGGCGGAACUGUCAAAAUACGAAUCAGCAACUCGCUGCAGUACAAAGCCAUCAAGGUGAAUUGUCAGGGCUCUUGUGGGAUUUCCAACAAAGUGAACGACGUGUCAUGGACUGUGGAGGAGCAGUACUUCAACAGCACAUUGUCUGUUGCUGACAAAGGGACUCUAGCAGCAGGCGAACACAAUUUCCCUUUCCAAUUUCUCAUCCCAGCUGCAGCACCAACUUCUUUCGAAGGACCGUUUGGCAAAAUUAUCUACCGUGUGAAAGCUGCCAUUGACACGCCUCGCUUUGCCAAGGACUACAAAGCCCAGAGGCCCUUCUAUCUUCUCAACCUGCUCAACCUAAAUGAGUUGCCAGACAUUGAUCACACGAGCUAUGCUGUCACUACUAAAAAAUUUAACUACCUUUUGGUGAAGUCUGGGACUCUCAUGCUGAAAGCUCAAAGUGACUUCAGGGGCUACGUUCCCGGUCAGGUGAUCAAGUUAGCCACUGAGAUCCACAACAAGUCUGGGAAAGACACAGGAUGUGUCCUGGCAAGUCUCAUACAGAAAGUGACCUAUAAGACCAAGCGACAAUUGUUCGACUUCCGAACCAUUGCAGAAGUGGAGGGAGCUGGAGUGAAAGCAGGAAAACACGCCGAGUGGAGAGAACAGAUCAUUGUCCCGCCUCUUCCUCAGUCAGUGUUGACAGGCUGUAGCCUCAUAGAUAUUGACUAUUUCAUUCAGGUUGCAUUAAAAUCUCCAGAUGCGGUUGUCACUCUGCCCAUCUACAUUGGGAACAUUGCCGUGAACUUGUCUCCUGGAAGGACUGUACCUACCAGUCCAGAUCCCUGUGGCAUGGCCAUAUCACCCAAUCCAGCAGGGGUGGCACCUAGUGCCCCUCCCGUUGACGGUGAUGAAGAACUAUGUGUAGGUGGUGCAGCCAGCGAAGAGAUCCCCACCAAGAGUCAUUCUCAGCAAGAUCCCUCUGGUCAGCCUGUAACCAUGUCGCCGAGCGCUUUUAGCCACACCCCCAGUACAGUGCUCCAUUCUGGCUGCAGACAGUCCGACACUUCUGCCCCCUUGUUCUGCGUUUCAACUGGGGCCACCAUACCUUUUUUCACUGAGGGAGACCCCACACCUGUUCCCACUUCAUGUUCGCUCAUCUUGCCUCCAGAGUACAGCACCUGGGACUAUCCUCAUGAGCCUCCGCCCACUUAUGAAGAAAGCUGCAGUAGCACUGACUUCAGUUUAAACAGUGGACACUAGAAAAAAUGGGUAACAAAGGACCACCCAUAUUGUAGCUCCACAUCAUGGAAAUACCCUGGAUGGACAAAGCACCAACUCCAAAACACCAAAGAUUAAUGUGUCCUCGACAAGUAAGAAGGGAUUUUGAUCGCGUAGUCAAUCAGGCAAUUAUAGACAGAGCAACUUAAUAACUAAAGGUGGUACAAAAAAUAUGUAAAAAAAAAAAAAAAACUUAUCUGCUUCAAGGGAAACCAAUGUGAACCCAGUUUAAUUUUUUUAAUGUGCUUUAUUUGGCACAUUGUAGUCAAACAGCACGUGACAGUAUCCUGAAGUGACCUGUACAGACUGCUACCUGAGACUCUAGCGUUCUGUCUGUGGUCUGACCUGCUCACAUGGGCAGCGUAACAGUGGAGUCACUGGAAUCGUGAUGAGAGACCUAACCUGAAGUGAUGCUUUGUGACUGGACUGCAAUUCCACUGUAGAUGGGCCUGACCGGGACAAACAACAUAUGAGAGACAACAGACACUAAAGACUGCUUGAGCUGCCUUUGGAGGAGUUCCUUCCCCUGAACGCAAUAUGUCCUGUCGCUGGGCUUCAUCAAUCAUCAACGCACACAGAGGAAUUUGGAUCACGUUCAUAGUCUCCAUUAUGGAGCUAGCACAACCUCAGCUGAACUUCGAGUUUGACCUAGGUUUAUGCGCAGUGGAUGAGAUGGACGCAGCUCAUGCUAGGGAAGACCAGUAGCACCAGUAUCAGUAAUCAACCAAAGCUGCAAAAGGCUUUGAACUUCUUUUUCCGGUAAAUUUUGUGUGCCGGUCAUCAUUGUUGUGUUGGUGUGACAGUAUGUGGCACUGAGACUCGUUUUACAACCCAUUCCUGUAGUCACAGUUACAGCUCUGUCUAUAUUCACAGCCCAUCAUUAAUCAAAUGCUGUCAUUGAUCAUCUUCUGCAUUUAUAAUAUUCACGCACAACACUAGUUUCCUUUGCAGGGUGACAGGACAUAGCCUUAAAAUGGAGUGACGAGUUCAAACCCUCAUAAAAUCCUCACAAUCAGUCAUGUUGAGGUGAUGUUCCCUAAGUACCUCUCAAUGGAAGAAGUGUCCCAACAUGCCCGGAUAGCACAACACUGUUUACUACGCUCGGAAAACACUGGAGGGAUUGGCUCUUGUCUCCAUCCCCAUGAACAUAUAGUCAUGCACUGGGUGUCAGAUUUGCAAUUUUAUUUUUUGUUUUUAUCUAUCUACUUUGGAAGUUCUUGGGAAAAUAAGUUUUAAUAGAUCUUUUUGCUGUGCAUUUUGAAUGUAGUAAGCAGGUUGGAGUAGUGGUUAGCAUCUCAGAGCCGGCUGUCUUGUACAUAGUAUUUUUUUCCCUGUGCCUUUGUGGGGUUUUCUCUGGGUUCUCUGGCCAAAACAACAACAAUUACAAAAACAUGCAUGAACUGAAGACUAAAUCCUCCAUAGGUGGGAGCAUUAGUGGUUGUUUUUCUAAAUGUGCUCCCUGUAAUUGGCUUGAAAGCAGUCCAGGGUGUAUCCUGCCUCUUGCCCAAAGUCAGCCGAGAUAGGUUCCAGCUAACUUUCGACCAUAAAGGACAAGCGAUAUGUUUCCGACGAUAUCAAGAGUUGCCAUGUUGGCGGUCGACUCCUUGUUUUGUUCUGGUACUUAUUGUGUAUUCGCAUAGAAAAUUCUCCUGAUCUGAACCACCCAAGGUCAGAUACUCCGCUUGGAAUUUUUAUUUUUAAAAUCAAGAGAAAAUUGAUGGAUUUUUUUUUAGAUUCAUGCACAAAAUAGUUGGACAUUAACUUCAGAACCAAUAUGGCUUGAAAUAUGCUUCAUUUACUUAUUUGAACCUAAUACAACCUGUAUUAAGUCAAAUGAAUAUUCCCUUCUUUCACUUGAAUUUUGCAUUUAUUUAUCCUGUCAUCAUACUAAUGACAUGCAUCAAUCACAUUUCUGCAAGACUGAUUUCAUUUACCUAGGUUAAACAUAACAUAGACUGCUGAUCUGAAUGUAUCUCAUUUAUUAUUGUUGUUUUUUAUUUUUAUAAUUUAUUUCUUCCUGUAUGAAUUUAAAAAUCUCAGCACUAUUUUUUGACUUUAGUCGCGAAUAUUGCCAUGUGGGUUUCAGCUUUAGCAUGUCCUGAAACUAACUGGUUUUACCAUGAGUAAAAUGGCUGUGGUACAUUUGUUCUGGGUCCCGUCAUCCACUGUUGGAACAUUUGAUGGAGUUACUCCCCCUCUAUUGGUGUUGGUCAGUGUGUGCUCCUGUACAAGCGCAGCUUCAUGUGGACUAUGGCAAAUGCACUUCAUUCAUACAAAUGUUGCUUCAAAGCCAGGGUGUCCAAACUUUUUCCCUUUAGGAAUCCCAUGCAGAAAAAUCAAAGGAUGAAUGGGUCACUUAAAAAUGGUUAAUUUAUUGAACAAAAUAAAAUAACUCAGUGAAGCUAUUACACUCCCUGUGGUUUACAUAUUACUUGUUUCUAAAAAUGUCAAUGAUUUCUGUUGAGAUAAUAAAUCUUGUUGAGCUAAUUGUUUAGGAUUUUAAAAGAUUCUGGGGCCGGCCCCGGAUCACACUAGAUUAGAUGCACCCCUGCAUUGAAUAGCAUCCAAAUCCUAACUCCACAUUCAGAACAAAAAAAUAAUGGGAAUCUGUUUUUAAAGCAGUUCUGAUACUGUCAGUGAUAUGCUCACAAAUCGGACCUUGACAGGUGCAGGAAGUGGAGAUUUUUUUGCUGCAUAAAAUGAAUUACUAAAUGUCUAUUCACUACAGGAUUAUAAAGAGAACUGUUUUUUUUUUAGUUUAUUUCCAUUUUAACAUAACUAGAAAAGCUCUACUGUAUUUUAAACCAAUGUAUUAAUAUUUUCGGUCAUCCCUAUCAAACACAACCACCUCCCCACACACCGGAUGUGGAUGUUGCAACAACAACAACAACAAACGUGAUGCCCACUUCCACUCAUUUGCUGUCAAUGUAUAUACUGUGGUACACUGGAAAAUGGCUGUGGGUCACAAAUGGCCACCGGGCCAUAGUUUGGACACUUUUGCUUUAUAGCUUCAACACAAAGACAAUAGUCUUGUACACCUGCAGGAAAUGUUGUCAGAAAUGUGUGCAAUUCUCGACAUUGCCAAGAGCAGCAGCUGUUUGAUCUGCAGAAAGGAUUUUACAAUGGCUUCCCUGCUUUUCCUGUAUUCUUGUUGACCAAAGGGUACAAUAGCUUUAUGAUUAACCACAUUUUUGUGCUGUUAUUAUACUCCUCCUCCCUCUUAUUUUUUUUUCAACUUGUAACUCGUUUACAGGUGCAGUAUGCAGGUAACAGUAGUUGCACCAUAUGUAAUGUAUCACGUGUACAAUAGAACAAUAAAG